AUGCUCUUCCUCGCCGCACUCGUCGUCCUCGUGCAGCUCGCCCUUGCAGUGCCGACUUCCAACACCAAGAAUUCUCGCCGUCUCGCCGUCCACCUCACGAAUGCCAUCACUGGCGACUGUGACUCGCUCGUCGAGGAGAGUGCCUGGGUCAUCACCAACCUGACCUCCUUCCAGGCCUACCCUUCGGCGAACAGUAUCAGCUACUUCGCCUUCAGCUUCGAAGACAUCAACCCAGGCCUCGGCUUGAAGACCAGCUGCUCCAACUACCUUCCUCGCGGAUCCAACGCCACUGUCGAAAAUGACAGAUACCACCUUUGCGACAGCCACGACGUUCAAUUCAAGUACAAUGGCCAGAUCCUGCAGGUCGAGCGUUGGUACCAAGAUCCAUGCCUGGGAAAGCCUCCGUACGAUAGUGCUAUCGCUCAUGGCCGCGCGAACGUGACCUUCACAAAGACGCGGGCACAGGAUGGCGUGCUGGCCACUCAGGUCCGGAUGGAGAUGCCCAUCACGUCUCUUUCAUAA
Molecule: messenger RNA, 522 nt
Organism: Sphaerulina musiva SO2202
Lineage: Eukaryota; Fungi; Ascomycota; Dothideomycetes; Mycosphaerellales; Mycosphaerellaceae
Exons: 3
Coding region: 1-522 (173 amino acids)
Source: RefSeq, a predicted model, not a curated record